AUGGGUGUGCGGACGGCGGCAGUCUGCGUCGCUUGUCCAGAGAUGCCGGCCACGGAUCGCUUCUCGCGGCUGCAGCUGGCGCUGCUUCUGCUCUUGGCCACUUCCUCGCGAGCUCAGCAGUUUGCCGGGCCGCUGCUGAUGGAGGCCCUGGACUCGAUCGUCCGCAACGACGACCUGCGCUGCGUCCCACGGCUGGUGUGUGAGUUCGCGGCUGGUUCGCGCUCGGCGCAACAGCUGCCUUUCGUCAACGCUGACUUCCUGCUAGCGAUCCUACGCGUGGACGGCGCGGAGGCCCUGGAGAGUUCCCCGCUGCUAGUGCUGGGCCGCGCAGCGCUCACCGGCGUGGCGGCUCGCGGCGACCCGCGGCCAUGCUUCGCCGCCUACCCGGCCUGCCCCAGGGACAGCGACCGCCUCGUCUACUACCUCAACAACCACAACGGCGGCUUCUUCCGCUUCUUCCGACAGCCGUACGGGUACGGCUCUGCAUACAGGCCUGGCGCUAGCUGGGAGUCGCAGAGGGAGCUACAGGAGACGGACGGGGAUGCAGAGGGCACGCGGACGGGCACCGGGGACCUGCUGCUCGACGCCGCCGACCUUACUCGCUUCCAACGACCAAACUCCGGGAAGCUACUGAGGUUCCCAUACAAUUCGGAGAGUCCAGAGCAUCAACAUAAGCCGCUGGGAGACACGCCAUAUGGAGAAGCUCACGUUUUCAACAACGGUGAUCGCGGCAGACGAGGAAGGAAAAUGAAGUUUCCGUCAAGAGGCGAAGUUGACGAAAAUUCUGGAUACAUAAACGACGUUCAAGAUAUAGAAGAGGGUGUGCGCUUUACCUCUUUCGGCGCCAGCAACUUGAAAGGGAAGGGAAUCAAAUUCCCGACAUUUUCAGCCGAGACGGAGGGCUACAUUCCAACUGUCCAGUCUGUUACCGGACAACAGCCCAGGGACCACAGCCUAAGUAAGGGCUUUAAAUUCCCAGACAUAGAAGACGAGCAGCACCAAGAAGAAUACAGUUAUGUUGCUAAAAGGAACAGCUAAUUCAAGCCGUUACUUACCAUAUGGUCAAUGGACAAGAUAACGUCUCAAAUGUUCUGCAUUUGUGCA
This is a messenger RNA of Schistocerca nitens (vagrant locust), 1104 nucleotides long. RefSeq lists its product as uncharacterized. The transcript has 5 exons. Lineage: Eukaryota; Metazoa; Arthropoda; Insecta; Orthoptera; Acrididae. Bases 1 to 1038 code for a protein of 345 amino acids. The record is from RefSeq and is a predicted model, not a curated record.